Molecule: messenger RNA, 3613 nt
Organism: Vitrella brassicaformis
Lineage: Eukaryota; Vitrellaceae
Source: the annotation of a GenBank genome assembly
CAUCCAUCCACCCAUCCGCUCCUAGACAGAGAGAGAGAGACCACGCCGGUCACAUCAAUGACAUCACAUCACACUCCACUCCACCCCACCAUCCGCACCACUUACUGGCCCACCUCACCUCUGUGCCAUCACCUCACUCACGCGCGUCGGUGACGUGAGGGAAUCUGAAAAUGGGCAGGGGGUGCGCCUCGGUGUUGAAUACCCACUCCGAGAGGUCGAACGUCCAUCGGGGAGAGAAGAGCAGAUAGAAAUACUUGAGCACCUCGGCCGUCCAGAACGACUCGGUCUCGUCACUCUGAUGAGAACCGUCAGCCUGCAGAUAUAUCGGCACACACACACACACACACACACAUACACACAGAGGGAGUUGGCCUCUCCAAUAUGUCUGUGUGGAUGUGUGUGGUGUCUGUCUGUCAGUCUGUCAGUCUGUCGGUCUGUCGGUCUGUCUCUUGGGUGCCUUCCUUUCCUUACGCUGUUGACUUGUUCGACGAAUGCGUAACCGUAUUUGGCUUUGCAGUGUUUCUGGAUGGCCCGCCAUAUCUUGUAGCCCCACUGCCGGUAGGUGGGGUCGCCCGUGUAGUACCACAACAAGUAAAUCGACUCGACAGUCUCCGGCCUGGUGGGCCACAGGCAUGCAUGCACCACAUCCAUCCACUCACCGCAUUCGCCUCCCCCCCUGUCGCACCUGAGCUUGUAAGUGUCCUUGUAGCCGAAGAACACCUCGGGAUCCUCCUGCUGUGGGCUGUUCCGCACGCCAACAAACUCAGGACUCAACCCUACACACACACACACACACACACGCACACACACUCAUAGACAUCCACAGCCCCUGUGUGACCUGUCUUGUGCUGUUCGUGUGGUGCUGCCGAUCACCUCACCGACCAGUAGCAGUUCGCGCGUAUCCCUCAUAGCAGGUCUGCGUGAUCUUGUGCGAUGCCCUGUCCCACUCGACCCACCGCCGCUUCCGCGCCGCUGCCAACUUGGUGUCGUUGGCCGCGGCCGCGGCCAACAGCUGCUGGUCGUGGGGCCUGCCCUCCUCCACACCAAGCUUGAGCAAGCCGCCCAUGAAACACACCAGCUGCUCCAUCCUGAUCAAUGGACACAUGGAUGGAGUGGGUGGUUGGGGUGGUUGGGGGCUGUUGACGCACCUACCUGGGGUCGUGUUUGACGUUGGCUGGUGUGUCUGCGAUGAACAUGAGCUGCGAGGGGCCGUGGGACGUGCCGACGAGAAAGGUCAUCAUGCCGUCCAUCGCUCGCUGCCACAAAUCGAAGAAACGGGGCUCAGUCUGCCACAGAGAGAGAGAGACAGCCAUACAGGCACUGAGGGAGGGCACUCUCCAUGCUGUGUGGUGUGUAUGUGCUGACUCUGUCUGUGCCCAGGCCACCCCCGCACCGACCUUUCCGGUUUGUAUCCACUGUUUGAGGAGGUACUCGUAGUAGCUGUCGGCCAUACCGCCCACCGUCGGAUGACCACCCGCACGACCUGACCAAGGGGAACAUCCAGCCAGGCAUCCACCCACCCAUCGGCCAUCCAGGCAGUAAAGGCUCUGCCCCUGUCUGUCUGUCUGUCUGUCUGUCUGCUCACGUGGUGCUGGUUGUGCAGCCAGGUGGGUGAAGGGCAGCAGAUGGUCGCCCCCUGCGGCCUGCACGCACACACAGACAGACACACAGCCGUCUCCGCUCUCUCCGUCUGCCCCUCGUGCGAGCAGCUCACCUGCCGAAGACUGUUGAAGGCCCCAUCGGCUGCACGCUGAUACCUGACAGCCACAACAGCCACAAUCCGCCCGUGUGUGGGCGUGUGUGUGAGUUGCGUGUUGGUGACUGACUUGGGGUCUCCCGUGAGGAAUGAGAGGCACCUGAACUCCAGCUGAAACGUGCCGGCAGAGGCCAUGAUGAUGUUAUUGGUGAAGCGGGUCGUUCGCUGCGCUAUGUUGACGUCGUCACUGAUCGACCGCCCACACACACACACACACACACGUCCAUCCAUCCAUCUCUCUCUAUGUGUGUCUGUCUUACUUACUUCGGGAGGUAUGAGCCCUUGUUGAUGGCGGCCAUAAGCCUGUCGCCCAGAUCAGUGGCCUUGAGCAGCAAGCCCGGCCGGCCCGAGAGGGCGUGGGCCGACAAAAGGCCGCCCAGCACACGGAUGACAAUCUCAAAGAAGAAGUACUGCCGCGCGUAGUCGAAUGAGAGCUCAUUCUCGGCAAAACUGGCCGCCUGACAGACAGUGGGGAGGGAGGCAGGAAAGGAGAGAGCACCAAUGGCCUCCCUGGACCUAUGUGUGAGUCUUGGCGCACCUGCUCGAACUCCUUUGUGAGGUUCAUCAUGUAGAGGGUGGAGAGGGAGUCGACCAAAAAGACAGCAGAGCUGAAUGAAGAAGGAGAGGACAAAGGGGGCACGGCACAGUGACCGUCGUCAAGGAAGGCUGAUUGUCUCUCUCUCUCUGUAUGUUCCUGUUGUCUCACUUGAGGUCUCUGACAGGUCUGCCUGAGAGCGGCAGCACCCUGUCGGACCCCAGCCCCUUCUCGGAGUACAUCUGCCACGUAAAUCGAGUCGCCUCCACAACCUGACACACGCACACACACACACACACACACAUAUACACACGAUCCCAUGGCGCCACCCCCACUCUCCUUCCCCCCUGCACCACCUACCUCUUCCCUCUGCUUGAGCGCCUCUCUAUCCCACUUAACAAGCUGGUCCACACCGUAGGUGUCGAUCCACUGCUGUGGGUACGGGUAUGGCUGCUCCUUCCCCCCCGCGAACCGCUCCCACUCGUCCAGCGAAGGCACGGCCGGCGGCCGCCAAGGCUUCCUAAUCGUCACCUGCGUCAUGGUGGUCGUGUUGCUCACGCUCACGAGGCUGUGCGGGUCGUAGUACAACCGACCAUCGUCAGCCAGGGCCGAGCUGCUCUUGUCUGUGCGUGGAGGGGAAAUGGCGACACCCCCCACCUGAAGAGGAGGCCCCUUUGCACCACCACGCAGGCUCGGAGGUGGUGGGGGCGGCGGGGCGAUGGCCCGCUUGACGGCGUCCCGCGCCCGUGACACAGCGCCCCUGACAGCCUUCCAGCCGCGUGAGUCCGUCAAGGGCGCCCCCGGCACCCGCACAAACAUCGCCUCCGCCCUGCCAUCACCACCAUCAUCACCAUCAACACGGUCACCACCAUCUCCUGCCGUUCCAGCCGCAUCUGCAUCGCUCCUCGGUGACGCCCCCGCCCCCCGCCUCGGCCACUGGAUAAAAGCUGAAUUCACCACAGAAGCGUCGGAGUCGAUGGCGCCCGCUCGAUGCACGACGAUAAUGAGGUUGAGGACGAUAAUGCUGCCGAGAACAGCCAGGCCGAUGAUCACACAGGACCGCCGGAGAGAGCGGCGGACCGACGGCAGGGGCGUCCAUUUGGGUUCGUUCUCGAGGCCGUGGUAGGGGUGGGUGGGCGAGGACGGCCCAGGGCUCACUGGGGCGGGGUCCGAGCGGGCAGAGAACAUCGCAAGAAUGGGAUAAUAUGAUGGCAGGCAGCGAUCAGACCAAUGGGAUCAGACCAAGAUGCUUCAAGGCCGUAAGGUGGCGAGGAGGAGGAAAGAUUGUCGAGCUGAUCAACUGCUGUCACUGACGCCUCAAG